Equus caballus (horse) is the source of this 3310-nucleotide messenger RNA. RefSeq names its product poly(ADP-ribose) polymerase family member 10A (gene PARP10A). Gene Ontology annotation, molecular function: transcription corepressor activity; NAD+-protein mono-ADP-ribosyltransferase activity; NAD+ poly-ADP-ribosyltransferase activity. Lineage: Eukaryota; Metazoa; Chordata; Mammalia; Perissodactyla; Equidae. Gene Ontology annotation, cellular component: cytoplasm; nucleus. The record is from RefSeq and is a predicted model, not a curated record. Gene Ontology annotation, biological process: negative regulation of gene expression; protein poly-ADP-ribosylation.
CUGCCGGGAACAAGGAUGGAAGGAGGCCUUCUGCCUGUGGAGCAGACACAGAAGUCCUGGCUGAAGGCCUGGGCUGGAGCCACCCGGGGGGCUUGGCAAGUGGUUGUGAUGGCAGAGGCGGAGGCAGAGGCGGAGGAGGAAGUUGGGGCGGCAGUGGAGCUCAGCGGGCUGCCCCCUGACAUCUCCCAUGAGCUGCUCACGCUCUACUUUGAGAACCGCCGACGCUGGGGGGGACCUGUGUUGAGCUGGCAGAGGCUUGCGUGGGGCGUACUCACCUUUCGAGAGCCUGCAGAUGCAGUGAGGGUCUUGGCCCAGGAGGAGCACGUGCUCCAUGGUACUCGGCUGAGUCUGCGGCGCCCGCCAUGUGCCCCUGCACGCCUCUUGCUCCAAGGACCCCCUGGCACUGCACCCCAGCGCCUAGAGAAGCACAUCCAGGCCCUGCUGCAUGCCAUGGGGCACCUGGAACAGUCCUGCCACGUCCUGGCCAGUCCCCGGCCAGACCGGGCCCUGAUUCAGCUGCCCAAGCCCCUCUCUGAGGCAGAAUUCUGUGUCCUGGAGGAGCAGGCCCGGGCCCUGAGCCUGGAGGGGGGAGUAUCCCUGGCCCGGGUGCCGCAGGCCCGAGCGGUGCGUGUGGUGGGGGACGCCUCCCCUGCAGACCUGCUGCUGCUGGAGCUGUACCUGGAGAACGAGCGCCGCAGUGGUGGGGGGCCCCUGGUGGGCCUGCGCAGCUUGCCUGGGCACUUGGGCACUGUGGUCUCCUUCCAGCACUGGCAGGUGGCUGAACGGGUGCUGCAGCGGGACCACUGGCUGCAGGGCUCAGAGCUGAGCCUCGUCCCCUAUGACUUCCUGGAACCUGAGGAGAUUGCCGAGGACAGUGGAGGGGACCACCUGGCUGAGUUGGGGUCUGGGGCUAGCGAGCAUGCUCUCUCAGAGGCUGGAGGGCCAGAGAGAGCACUGAAGGGUGCAGGGACGGUGACACUGGGCUCUGAGGAGGCACCAGGGCAAUCAGGAGCCUCUCCGAGGACAGGUCCCAUAAGGUCUCUGGGGCAGGCCAGGCCAGUCAGCUCGAGGCCCCAGGGGUCUUCAGAACAUGAAAGGCCCAUGAGCCUGGGGACUGUGGGGUCUCCAGAGCAGGCAGAACUAGUAAGCCUGGGGCCUAUGGGGUCCCCAGGCCCAACAGGCCAAGUGGGCCUAGUGGAGAUUGCCAUGGGUCCAGAGCAGGUGGCGUCAGUGAGACUGGGGCCUGUAGGAUCACCGAGGCAGGAGGACCUGGUGGAGAUGGUACUGUCAAUGGAGCCAGGAGCAAUGCGUUUCAUACAAGUCUAUCAUGAGGACCUUCUUUCUGGACUGGGAGAUGUUGCCGUCUUCCCACUUGAAGGAUCAGAUGUAACUGGCUUUCGGCUCUGUGGAGCCCUGGCCCCGUGCCAGGCGGCCAAGGAGUUCCUGCAAAGUCUGCUGGGCAGCAUUAGCUGUCACGUGCUGAGCCUGAAGCAUCCGGGCAGCGCCAGGUUCCUGCUGGGCCCAGAGGGGCAGCACCUUCUUCAGGAGCUGGAGGCUCAGUUCCAGUGUGUCUUUGGGACAGAGCGUCUGGUCGGGGCCACCCUGGACACAGACCCUGGAGAGGUGGACGCCGCUGAGGCCCUCCAGGCCCUCCCUGGCCACUCCCACACCCUGUCCCCAGACAGUACAGGCAGUAACCAGGAGAACGUGAACCUGGAGGAGGUCCGAGAGCUGCUGGCCACCAUCGGGGAGGACUGGCUGCCCCUGGAGCCGAGGGAAGAGCAGCCAGAGGAGGAGGAGACUCCAGGGUGCUUGGAGGAGGAGCCUGCACCCGGGGCUAGAGAGGAUCCCGUGGCCACCAGCACUGGGGCCCCAGGGAGGUUGGAGGAGGAGGCCGCACUGCAGCUGGCUCUCCACCGGUCACUGGAGCUGCAAGGCCAGGUGGCUGAGCAGGAGGAGGCUGCUGCGCUGCAGCGAGCCCUGGCCCUCUCCCUGCUGGAGCCACCUCCAUUGGAGGCAGCAGAGCUCCUGGGUGGGGGGACUGGUGGCCAGGCCCAGCUGGUGGUGCAUGUGGCCUUUGAGCAGGACAUGGACGAGCUGGACCAAGCACUAGGGGCCGCCUUGGAGGUGCACCUCUGGGAGGAGACUGUGGGGUCCCAGGGCUACAUGCUGCCCACAGAGCUGUGUGCCCGCCUGGAACAGUGCCACGGUGUGAGUGUUUCCUUUCAAGGUGACUGCACUGUCCUCCGUGGCUUUGGGGUCCAGCCCACCCGUGCAGCCCGCCACUUAGCAGCACUGCUGGCUGGCCCGGAUCAGAGUUUGGCCCUUUUCUCGGCGGCUUCAGACCCCACCCUGCCACAGCAGAGGCUGAAGGUGCCCUUGGGCAGGCUGGAGUGUCUGGCUGACAGCAGCAAGGAGUUCCAGGAGGUGGUUCAGGCCUUCUAUGACACGCUGGAUGCUGACCACAGCAGGAUCCGCAUUGUCCGGGUGGAGCGAGUGUCGAACCCGCUGCUGCAGCAGCAGUACGAGCUGCACCGGGAGCGCCUGGAGCAGCGCUGCGAGCGGCGCUCUGCCGAGCAGGUCUUGUACCACGGCACGUCGGCGCAGGCCGUCCCCGACAUCUGUGCGCGCGGCUUCAACCGCAGCUUCUGCGGCCGCAACGGCACGCUGUACGGGCAGGGCGUAUACUUCGCCAUGCGCGCCUCCCUGUCGGUACAGGACCGCUACUCGCCCCCCAACGCCGACGGCCACAAGGCGGUGUUCGUGGCGCGGGUGCUGACCGGCGACUAUGGCCAGGGCCGCCAGGACCUGCGGGCGCCCCCUUUGCGGGCCCCUGGCCACGUGCUCCUGCGCUACGACAGCGCGGUGGACUGCCUUCGCCAGCCCAGCAUCUUCGUCAUCUUCCACGACACCCAGGCGCUGCCCACCCACCUCAUCACUUGCGAGCACAUGUCCCGGGCUUCCCCCGGGGACCCCUCUGAGCUCUUGGGCCACUCCCUGCCCACCUAACACUAAAGGCCCCCCUAAGCCCAGCCUCUGGCCUCCGGCUCCCCAGGCUCCUGGCUCCGCACAGCCUUCCCGCCCGCUUGGCUGCCCGAGGGGCCCCGGGGGGCGCCCCUGCCUCCUGCUGCCGCGCGGGGGCCGGCGGUGUGGACGAGGAGGGCUAGGGCCAUGUCCCCGCCUGGGCCGGCCCAACCACCAGGGGUCAGCAGAGCCCAGGAGGAGGGUAGGCCGGCGCGACUACCCGCCCGCCUCGGCCAGACCUCGGCCGAGCGCGACUCCGUUUGAAUAAACGUGUACGUGAAACCAG